Molecule: messenger RNA, 483 nt
Organism: Solanum stenotomum
Lineage: Eukaryota; Viridiplantae; Streptophyta; Magnoliopsida; Solanales; Solanaceae
Product: protein Ycf2-like
Exons: 2
Coding region: 1-483 (160 amino acids)
Molecular function (GO): ATP hydrolysis activity; ATP binding
Source: RefSeq, a predicted model, not a curated record
AUGGCGACAAACUCCUAUGUUCCUUUCAUUACGGUAUUUCUGAACAAGUUCCUGGAUAACAAGUCUAAAGGUUUUCUUCUUGAUGAGAUCGAUAUUGAUGAUAGUGACGCUAUUGAUGAUAGUGACAAUCUUGAUGCUAGUGACGAUAUCGAUCAUGACCUUGAUAUGGAGCUGGAACUGCUAACUAGGAUGAAUGGGCUAACUGUGGAUAUGAUGCCGGAAAUAGACCGAUUUUAUAUCACCCUUCAAUUCGAAUUAGCAAAAGCAAUGUCUUCUUGCAUAAUAUGGAUUCCAAACAUUCAUGAUCUGGAUGUGAAUGAGUCGAAUGACUUAUCCCUCGGUCUAUUAGUGAACCAUCUCUCCAGGGAUUGUGAAAGAUAUUCUACUAGAAAUAUUCUUGUUAUUGGUUCGACUCAUAUUCCCCAAAAAGUGGAUCCCGCUCUAAUAGCUCAAAAUAAAUUAAAUACAUGCAUUAAGAUAUGA